UGAUUGAGAAUUGUGAUUGUGAAUUGUGGUGAUUCACGACGACUCAGCAGACGUCAAGUCAAAACUGUCAAGUAAUUUACAUUUUCCAUUUUAUUGUCUUUAAAUUUUUAAAGCGUUGUUAUUUUAAUUUGGUUUACAUUUUGAAGGUCAUUCAGAGCUAAAAUGCAGACGUGCCGAUUCAAGGCAAGAGACCGCAGCAAUGACUGGAAAUGUUGUUUCUGUUGUCAUGUGCGCACAGGAACCAUUUUCUUUGGAAUAUGGCACUUGAUGCUGCAGGUGUUGGCUCUGUCAGUACUGGCUGUGGUGCUGCGUCACCCUGAGCUGAUGAGUUAUGACCACAGCAGCGCUGGACCGGAGCCUACACCACUGGCGGAACUGGAGAUGAUACAUGACGAGGGAGGCAACUUGCAGCUCACUCUGGGACAGAUCCCGGAGAGGCCCAUCUCCAUCCAGAACAACAACUUUGCUAGCCGCGCCAGCUACUAUCGCGACGUGAAUACGUGUGUGAUAUUCACAUUUUGCACCUUCAUGAUCACUCUGCUAAUGGUCUAUGGAGCAAUCAAGGGGAAGCCUGUGUAUCUGCUCCCAUUCUUCUGUCUCCAAGUCUUUGAUUUCUGUCUCUCCAGCUUGACUGCUGUAGGGUUCGUGUUGUACAUGCCUGAUGUCCAUGGUCUAGUGGCUCACAGUCCCCGCAUCCCCUAUCAGACUGAGCUGCUACAACUCAAUGAGCAAUGUCUGUCACUGCUGGUGCUACUCACCUUCCUGGUGGCUCUGCUGGUCAAGGCUUACUUUAUCGGAGUGGUAUGGAGCUGCUACAAGUACCUGAUGUUGCGUGUGUUCCCUGGCCAACGGACCAUCCACUACAUUGACACUGAGAGCUUGUUGCCCAGCUACGAGGCAGCUGUCAAGAAGUACGUGGUCCCUCCCCCAUCCUAUGACACAGCUGUUCGUACCACCCCUACCACGACUGUGACAGCAGAGCAGACCAACACCACCACCGCCGUCACCGCCGCCGCUCCCCCACCACAGCCCAUGUAAUGUGCAACCCACUUGAAGGAAAUUCCUAGUUUUAUUUUUUAAGCAAUACAUAUUUUAGCCGGUUUUUGUUUACUAUAUUCCAGAGUAAAUCAGAUUUGUGAUUUAACAAGUAGUUUUAAGUGUAAUGUGUAAGUGAAUGGGGCACUUAAAGUAUUACUGUACCCGUCUUUUGUAAAAAAUAUCAAUUUGGACAAAAUUCAAAUGUUGCAAGUAUUGCAAGAUCUGCGUAUUCAAAGUUUGUCUAACUGGCACUAGUCCUACCAAUCACAUCUCUCCUGUUGGUCGGCAGAUGUGUUUUUUACUGGGUAUAUCAUUUUUAAAUUUUAUCUUGUUUUAUAUGGAAGGGAUACAAAAAAAGUGUUUCUAUUUAGCAUACAUCUCACAUACUUAACUAAACUAUGAAAAGUAAUAAUUCAAAGUAGGUAACACAGGAGUUUAACCAUACAUAAGUUUGUCAUAUUACUCUGAAUUCCAUGGAAUCAGCCUACAACUUAACUCGUGUCAUUAAGUGUAUGCAUUUUACUAUUUACAGUCAAAUUUGUACUUGAGAUUUAAUGAUAUUUUUCCAAAUAUUUAAGUUGAUUUCUUAUAUAUUUUUCCAAUUUAAAAUAAAUAUUUAACCAUAAUUUUUACCAUACCUACAUGGGGUUUUCAAGUUUUUGUGUUUGAUGACUGGAUACAGAUUGGUAAGCUUACUUAAGUUCUAACAACAGAUCAUUGGUUUAUUAUGCGAUAAUUUUAUGAAAGCGAGAUUAAGACUUGUACAGCAUUAUAUUUAUAUUUAUUCCUAUUUUUGUUUCAUGAAUCUUCAUUUAUAGUUAUUUUUGUUAAAACUUAAUUUUUAUUUUCUCCUUGAAUUGUAUAUUCAUAGUAAAACAUUAAGAAUGUGAAAAAUCAGUGUGCUAUAGUGUCAUUUAUUAAUUUGUGAUAUUUUUGUACAUACAAAUUGAGUAGUUUGUAGGUAACAGGUGUAGUAUUGGGUACCCACAAAUGUAGACUGUACAUCAAAUUUGUACACAACUUACUGGGUAAAGUAAAGGUUUUAAGGUAAUACAAAAUCACUGUUUGAACUUGAAGGAGAACAAGUUAUAGAAACGUACUUUACUUUACACUGCUUUUGGGAACCCUGUAGUUGAUGCUAUAUGUAUAUAUGUCACAACCUGAAAGUGUUAAAUGGUCCAGUAUCUUUCUCGAAGUUUAAAAUGUUGAUCUAAAAAGAACUAAAAGAUAGAUCCUUUUGGCUAAUGCCACCUAGUUAGCUUAUACAUCUGUAAUUUGUGUUUGAAUAAUGAAUAUUAAAAUCUCUAAAUUCUUA
Molecule: messenger RNA, 2353 nt
Organism: Macrosteles quadrilineatus (aster leafhopper)
Lineage: Eukaryota; Metazoa; Arthropoda; Insecta; Hemiptera; Cicadellidae
Product: lysosomal-associated transmembrane protein 4A
Exons: 6
Coding region: 163-1038 (291 amino acids)
Cellular component (GO): lysosomal membrane
Source: RefSeq, a predicted model, not a curated record